CAGUGGACGGCCCUUGAGCCUUCGCCGCCCGCCUCUCCUCCUACUCCAUGUGCGGAAACUUCGGCCUCCUGCUCCUCCUCCCCGCGCAUCGCCGCGCGACGCUUCGCCUGCUGCGCAAGAUGCUACGCAUCACCAUGAUACGCGGGGCGCAGUCGGCUGGGAUAGCGACGUACGAUCGCUCCGGCGUGGGCUUGCGCUGCAGAGUCGUGAAUGGCAAGCGGACUGACCUCGAGGACGUGCUGUUCAAAAGGUUUUCGCGCUCGUACGCCGACAUGACCUGCGGUCUGUUUCAGGGCCACACCCGCUUCGCAACGUCUUCCGUCUGCAACAUCGCUGGCUGCCACCCGCAUCAGUGGCUACCGCGAUCAAAGCAGAUGGCGUGGAGGCUCGCAACAAACCCAGCCUACCGCUUUGUUUGCGAGCGCCGCAGCGUCGAGAGCUUCAUCACGCACAACGGCGACUGCGACGCCUUCACCAUCCACGGCAACACUUAUGCCAUCGCAGACCUGCAGCUCCUCCUCGUCCGCCUUCUGGGCCACCCGAUUCCGAGCGACGUCGACUCUGCGUGUGUGGCAGGCCUACUAGACAUGCUACGAACCAAGGGCGUCUGGCUGGCCUCUGUGCGCUAUGGCUACCUUUUCGGCGCCCUUUCGACCGCCGGAUCCCUGCACGGCCGCUGCCAUGAGCUCGCGAGCGCCGCACAGCUCGAACAGCUCGCCGAUGCCUUCGAGAAGCAGUGGCAAGCGCUCGUUGCGUCGAACGAGGAGCUGACCGCCGCUUCGCAGUGCACGCGCGCCUCCAGCGGCACGGCAGACGCCGCCUCCGCCGAAUGCGUCCUCCUCGAGGCGCUUGGCAAGAGAAUGGUGGAGCGCAUGCAGGAGCGUUUCGCAAAUGCCCCGCUAGCCGGCAUGCUGCCGCUGCUGCAGGCCGAGCUGUCACCUGGCAGCGGGCGGCAGCACACGGGAGAGGCGCAGUGGCAGCAAGCCGCGGCUGUUCGGCUCAUCGAGUGUGCCGUCUCCGCCUUUCUCUUUGGUGACCUGCUGCGUGCUGCGCUCGAGCUGCUGCGCGGCGCCGAUGGCUCGUUCGGACUCGUGCUCUCAAGCUCGCUCGAUGCGGGGCGCGAGGUGGUGGUCGCGGCUCGCGGGCAGACGAUGUCGCUCGCCUUCUACCCCCGGCGCGGCCUCGUCGCGUUCGGCUCGGAGGCGACAGCCACAAAGGUGCCGAUGCAAGAGGACGUGGUGGGGGGGGCCGACCAACCGGCGCAACCGGCGUACCGCUACGACCUCGACGAUGUGCGCGGGGAGACGGUGCUACUCAGAUGGGACGAGCCGCCGCCGCCGCAGCCCAGCCCGCCUCCGCCUUGGCAGACGGCGCGCAUCUGUUGCGCGGGUGAGCCGCGCACAGCCGCGGAGGCCUUCCGAUACGAUCCGGCCAGCGUCAGCGCGCCUGCAGGCGCCGCCGCCGCCGCGUCCCUGGACCCAGAGGCAGGCUCUGUGCGCUCAAGUAGCAGCACCGCACGCAGCCUGUUUGUCGUCAACGUGCUGGACCGUGACGCUGACGGCAGUGGCGGCGGCGAAGAUGCGCUGCCACCAAUGUGGAGGGGUAGAUUAGCGCUCAACGCCAACCCGCUGCUCAGUCCGCCGCCGCCGCUGGUCGAGAAGGACCCUGUUGGUGCCGACUUGCGCGCCAUCCCUGCGGUGCUGUCGCGCCUGAACGCCGAUUUUGACACGGAGCAGCCCUCACCGAACCGAGUCGCUGCGUGGACGCUUACGAGUCAGCUGCGCCGGCGGCUGCGGAUGCACCGCGACGGCGCACACGACGGCUCAGUCGACGUCCUGAUCACCGGAUGCGAGGUGAGCCUAUGGGUGGGCGAGCAGUUCGCGUCCGACUUGCAGCUGCUCUACCCAAAGCUGUCGAUUGUGGUGCUCUCCUCCAACAAGCUGCUCGGGCAGCUCGGCAACGCGAUGCCCAUCCCACAGCUCGGCCACCGCUUCAACGAGCGCUCGCACGACUUUCGCGGCACCGUGGCCCUGGUGUUGACUCACUCGGGUUCGACGUUUGCGCCGCUCGCGUGCUGCUCGCUGCUCAAGGGCUACACCGAGAUGCUCUUCGUGGUGACGUCCGACCUCGAUACACAGGCGGCAGCCGUUGUGCGCACCUCGGGCGCGUCGGCGUCCGCAAAGGCGAGAAUCGACAGCCUGGGCUCAAACGCCCCGCCCUUCCUCGACCUCGAGUCGCAGUUCGUUUUCACCACCCAUGCGGGCUUUCGGUCUGCCGAGCCGUGCUCGGUCUCACUGGUGGCGAUGCACCACCUGCUCACAAAGCUGCUCAUUUUCGCCAUGGCCUACCUCGCGCACUCCGAGCACCAAAGGCGCCUUGCUGAUGACGGCGGCAUGCGUGGCGACGACGGCGAUUACGAUCAUGUAUCGAUCUGCGGCUCGUCCUUUACGUUUGAGGAGGCGCGUGAGCUGGCGACGCUCAGUCGGCAACAGCCCGCGGCGAUCGCCGAAAUCGUUGGGACCACGCAAACGUCGGCCGCGCUGCGCCGCCAGGGGAAACUUGAGGGACCGAUUGCGUGGGUGCUUAGCGUCGUCUACAUCGCGGCGACCGUGAUAGCAGGAGUGACCCCCCUGAGCGCCCUAUGCAGCCACGCUACUGGCAACGUGUCGCCCGCGGCCGUCUACGUCGUCGCCAUAGCCGAUGUGGCCAUCUACGCCUUCCUCGCGUGGUGGACGACCGUAGUACUGCGACUGCUGCAGGGGCGGCCGUUGCUGCACCGCGUGGCCGGCCGAUCAGUGCUGAUUGGCGACGUGCCAUGGGUGUCACAGGCGGCGGAGGCUUUUGCAAGCAAGCUCUUCGCUCUCUCCUACUCGAUCGCCUCGUGCUCGUUCGCCUCCGCUAACCCGGCAGACCACCUUGUACACCGACACACGCACCGCGUUGUGCGCGGCUCGCUGCUUGCAAUCGGGCGACCGGACGGGCGCGUCAACGCCCUCACGACGGCGGAGGCGGCGUGUGUCCUCUCGGUGAAUCAGGCGUCCUCGAUACAGAACUUGGGCGUGACGUGUGAGAGCGUGACGCUCGGUCACAACCCGUUCGAACUGCCGCUCUCCGCGAAGCACCUUGUGCUGCCGACGCAUCGCCCGCGCUUCAUGGCGUCGGUGAGCAUGGACGGCCGGGCGAAGCUCCGCUCGCUCGUGGAGCGCGUGCAUGCAGACGUGCGGAGGCGGAGGCGGUCGCUGCGGUCGCACGGGCUAGAGGAGCUCUCCAUCGGGCGGAAUACGCACAGCAGUGGCGGCGCCGACUGCGCGCCCAGUGUGAUGAAGGCGACGUUUACGCAAGUCGGCCGGCGCAGCCGCAAGCACUUCGAACGCGCAGCCGGCCGGCGCGACGCCUUUCCGCUCGCGCGCACAAGCUUUACAGUCGAGCCGCUGGCGGAGCCCUACCUUGGCGCGUGGAUGGUGCGCCGCCCGGACUUGGCCACACUCGGCGUGGAUGAGCUGAUGCGGCGGCAGCAGCUGGUGCAGGUGCUGUCGGAGACGCGCUUCGACGCGUUGCAGCGCCUCUGCGCCUUCUUCGUGAUUUUCCACGAGAUGGGCAAGACGGUCGCCGACUGGUGGCCAAGGCACUCACUCGGCCUGCUCGGCUACGACAUGAGCCGCUCGCAGAGCAUCAUGCGUGUGGCGACGACUGCUUCGCCAGUCUCGGGGAUGGAAGGCACAUCGAGUGGCGAGCCUCCUGCCUCUGCGCUUGCAAAAGUGCUGCACAUGCGGCAGAACCCCGCGGCGACGGCGGCGGCGGCAGCGGUGACGGCAGCGGCGACGGCGGCUGCGGCAGUGGCGGCGGCGGCUGUGCGCGAACCUGCGUGCGGCCAGGGCGGUGGCGUGCGGGAUGCGCCGCCGGAGGAGAUCGACGCGCUGCGGGCGCAGCUCGCCACCGUGGCAAAGCAGAAUACGCGCGUGCCGCUCGCGAGGAGGGACCAAUCCACGACCCGCCCUCUGACGCGCCCGUGCGGCUGCUGGCAAUCGCCUCGGCUCUCGCCGCCGUCUCACGUGCUCCCCGCCCCUCCCUCCCACUCGCAGGCGGUCCAGUCCCUGAUGGGAUACCGCGUCGACCUGCACGAGGGCUCGUGCUACCAUCUCCACCUCGGGGCGCGCGGCGUGCUCCGCUUCCGGCGCACGCCGCAAGGCGACUUCGAGAUGCUCGAGUCGCCGCUUGCCGCCGACUUGCUGGGCGACCCGCGCGUCAGGCGCUUCUUGGAGGAGGAGCACUCGAUCCCCGCUUUCCUCGCCGCAGGCCUGCUGUCGGGCUCAUGA
Emiliania huxleyi CCMP1516 is the source of this 4316-nucleotide messenger RNA. RefSeq lists its product as hypothetical. The transcript is spliced from 5 exons. Lineage: Eukaryota; Haptophyta; Isochrysidales; Noelaerhabdaceae. The coding region runs from base 48 to 4316 and encodes 1422 amino acids. The record is from RefSeq and is a predicted model, not a curated record.